AUGACAAUAAAAGAAACCACGAGAAGAUCAAGAAGUUCGUGUCAACUACUGACUGCGGGCCAGUCAAGAGACAGACACUCAAGAAAGCUGAACAUCCAGAAGAGGAAGAACCUUUGUACAUGUGGGUACUUCAGGAAAGAAAUAGCUGUAGAAUACACAAUGAAUGACAUGGGUAUACUGCUGAAAAGUUUACAUUGUGUUAUUACUGAUGGAGCACCAGCAAUGUUAUCGGAAGCACCAGGUUUUACGGGGCGAAUGAAAAUAAAAGUACGCGACGCUGGGCUACCUCCGAUAUCAUCGGUACACUGCAUAUUACAUCCGGAACAACUAUGUGCAAAAACCUUCCGUAAUUUCAAAUCUAUUAUGGAUGUAGUAAUAACAUGUGUCAAUUUCUGUAGAGAGGUCUCAACCACGGCAGUUUGA
Molecule: messenger RNA, 423 nt
Organism: Acanthoscelides obtectus
Lineage: Eukaryota; Metazoa; Arthropoda; Insecta; Coleoptera; Chrysomelidae
Source: the annotation of a GenBank genome assembly